AUUCUGCUCAUAUAAGCAACGCAUCCACAGUUUGUAUUCCGCUGCAUUCUGUAUUAAUAUCAAGUAGAAAUCUUAUUUUUACAUAAUAUUCAAGAUGGAGGAUAAAAAUAGUAAACAGUUCUCCCGUACCAUCGAUUCUACCGUUCAAAAUAAUAACGACGAGAUCGACUUCGAUGAGACACCUACACCUUCAAUAGCAUCAAUUGUCACCAAUGAGGAAUACACUCCCUCAUCAGCGUCAAUACGAACCAUCUCCGAUAUUGAGCAUUGUUAUCAAUUAGUUGGCAAUGUCAACAUUAUCAAUCAAAUGUUUAUGUUAAACAGUUAUAUUCAUUCGAAAUAAGUUGCAAAGUGAACAGUUUGCAGGGAAGUUAAUCAAGACGUGCUUUGCAUCUGCUAUACGGAAAGUUACGACUUUUUGGCGGCAGGGCUGUCGGACGGGAACGUAAAGUUCUACAAAGUUAGCUCAGGAGAGAAUACGUUGAUUCUGUGCGAUGCGGAGAUGAUGCAGAAUCCGGCUCCAGUGACCGCUGUAAAGCAUCGUCCAGUGCGCAGAACACAUCCGAUCACUCAUACUGUGAUAGCGACUUAUGCCAAUGGCUGCGUUAAAUGCUGGCAUUACCCAACCGCGCAAUGCCUUUACACGAUACGAGAAAGACGGCAAACACUCGGUCUAGCUUACCAUCCUCAAUUACCAAAGUUCGUCACUGUCGGGGACGAUACGAUUUUAUAUUUAUAUGAUGAAGAAACUAAAACGCGCGAAAGAGUGUUUCGUGGAAGUAAUACACCGGAUGUCAUGGAUGGUCAUAAAUCCAGAGUCUUCAGCGUUUGCUUCAAUCCUAAAUCUGCAUACGAAUUGAUAAGUGCUGGCUGGGAUGACACCAUCCAAUUCUGGGAUACCAGACAAGCUCAUUCAUUUCGAUUCAUAUCGGGUGUACACAUGUGCGGGGACGGCUUAGACAUCAGUAGAAAUGGGAAAGAGAUCCUUACUUGUUCCUGGCAAAGGAAUAAUCCUUUACAAUUGUGGGAUUACGGUAGCGGCAAAUUAAUCGCCACUUUGGAACCAGACAGUUAUUCUUCUUUAUUAUACGUUGGAAAAUACGUAACACAUAUCUACAUUGCAUGCGGUGGUUGCGAUAAUAAUCUUUUCAGAAUCGUUGAUCUACGAUCUCAUUCUACUGUAGCUAUGAUCAGAAAUUUAAAGGGCGGUGUGUACAGUUUGGAUGUCGGCCCGUUAGAAUCAAAGUAUAGUAAACGAAUUCUUCCGAAAUUCGCUUUCUGCGCCGGAACAACAAUUUUCGAAAUAGAUGCCCAGCCUGACUGAUUGAUUUGUGACAUUUAUCUUCGACACGAUUUCAAGCUUGAAAAAAUAUGUUAUUUAUUUUACAGUUUACAAAUGAUUUC
This is a messenger RNA of Cyphomyrmex costatus, 1404 nucleotides long. RefSeq names its product WD repeat-containing protein wdr-5.3. The transcript has 7 exons. Lineage: Eukaryota; Metazoa; Arthropoda; Insecta; Hymenoptera; Formicidae. Gene Ontology annotation, molecular function: protein binding. The coding region runs from base 503 to 1324 and encodes 273 amino acids. The record is from RefSeq and is a predicted model, not a curated record.